Messenger RNA from Manis javanica (Malayan pangolin), 2694 nucleotides. It is a transcript of the gene CNKSR1, whose product is annotated as connector enhancer of kinase suppressor of Ras 1. NCBI's taxonomy places the organism in Eukaryota, Metazoa, Chordata, Mammalia, Pholidota, Manidae. Gene Ontology annotation, molecular function: protein binding. The record is from RefSeq and is a predicted model, not a curated record.
GCCCGGCUCCUCCCCAGGCCUGGGGUCUGGGAGCGGAAAUUCCUGCGCGGGCGGGACGGAACCGGCGCAGAUCCGAACCGGCUGGCCGCGGCCAUGGAGCCAGUAGCGACCUGGACCCCCGAGAAGGUGGCAACUUGGCUGAGAGGCCUUGAUGAUUCCCUGCAGGACUAUCCCUUUGAGGGCUGGGAGCUACCUGGCAAGUACCUGCUCCAGCUCUGUCCCCACAGCCUUGAGGCUCUGACUGUGUGGCCUCUGGGCCACCAGGAGCUAAUCCUGCAAGGGGUGGAACAGCUCCAGGCCCUAAGCUCCGGGCUACAGACACAGAACCUACGGAGCCUGACAGAGAGGCUGCUGGAGAAGACCCGUGCCCUCCAGAGCUUAGUGCAGGACCACCUGUGGAGUGCCGAGCCCCCAGCCAAUGUCCUCAGCAAAGCUGUGGAGCUGGUGCAUGCGGCCCAUACCCUCCUCUUCUGGCUCAACAGGUACCUCUUCUCCCACUUAAACGACUUCUCAGCCUGCCAGGAGAUUGGGGAGUUGUGUGGGGAGCUGGGCCAGGCCUUGCAGGAGGACAUUCCAGCGGCUGAGAAGGAGAGCAAAGUCCUGAGGAUUUGCAGCCACGUAGCUGGGAUCUGCCACCACAUCCUGAGCUACAGCCCCUAUGAGCUGCUGGAACAGAGGGCCGUGCUAGAGCGCGUUCAGCUGGAUGAUCCUUUGGGCCUGGAAAUCCACACCACCAGCAACUGCCUACACUUCGUGACCCAAGUAGGCACCCAGGUCCCCACCAACUCCGGGCUGCAGAUCCUGCCUGGAGACGAGAUUGUCCAGGUCAACGAGCAGGUGGUGGUGGGCUGGCCCCAUAAGAACGUGGUGAGGGAGCUGCUGCGGGAGCCAGCCAGGGUCAGCCUAGUGCUAAAGAAGGUGCCCGUGCCGGAGACCCCUCCACAGACCCCGCCUCAGGCCCUGGGCUCCCCACACCUGAGGACACCAUUGCUGACCCCACAGUCUCCCAGGUCCCCAUCUGAAGAUAUCUUUGCUUUCAACCUGACUUCAAACCCAAGUCCUGGACCCAGUUCUGCCUGGACAGCUAUUUUCAAACCCCGACCAGGUGGUUCUACCUCCCUUGACCCUGAGGCCUGUCUGCCCAUCCUCCCUGCGUCCCCAGCCAAAUUCCCAGCAGGGGCAGCAGAGACCCAGGAGCCCCCAGAACACCCUGACGAGAGUCCUGUCCCUGGUCGGAAGAAAUCAAAAGGCGUGGCGAUGCGACUGAGCCGCCGGCGGGUGUCAUGCCGGGAGCUGGGCCGGCCGGACUGCGAUGGCUGGCUUCUGCUGCGCAAGGUGGCCAGUGGCUUCAUGGGCCCACGCUGGCGCCGCUGCUGGUUUGUACUCAAGGGACACACACUCUACUGGUACCACCAGCCCCAGGAUGAGAAGGCAGAGGGCCUCAUCAAUGUCUCCAACUACAGUCUGGAAAGUGGACAGGAUCAGAAGAAAAAAUAUGUGUUCCAGCUCACCCAUGAUGUGUACAAACCCUUCAUCUUCGCUGCUGAUACCCUAGCAGAUUUGAGCAUAGUUGCUCUGAGGAUUAAAUUAGAUCACAUGAAUGAAAAUCCCCUGGCAUACAGUAAAUGGAAACUCCCCCUGAGACCCAUUUGCCCCUCCACAGACUGCUACAGUGAGACAGAAGCAGAAGACCCGGAUGAUGAGGCUGGCUCUCGCUCAGCUUCGCCCAGCCCAGCCCGAGCUUGGAGUCCACUCCGUGGAGACACAUCACCUGUAGCCACCCCCACCCAGGGCAGCCCACGGACCUCCUUUGGCCCUCUAACAGACAACAGUGAAGGGGCCCUGGAAGGAAUGGUAUGGGGGCUGAAGCAGGGUGGUGUGUCCCUCCUGGGCCAGCUGCAGCCUCUCACCCAUGAACAAUGGCGGAGCUCUUUCAUGCGCCGCAACCAAGACCCCCGGCUCAAUGAGCGAGUGCACCGUGUGCGGGCACUGCAGAGCACACUCAAGGCAAAACUGCAGGAGCUGCAGGCCUUGGAGGAAGUGCUAGGAGACCCUGAGCUGACCGGAGAGAAGUUCCGACGGUGGAAGGAACAGAACCAGGAGCUCUAUUCAGAGGGCCUGGGGGCCUGGGGGGUGGUACGGGCCGAGAGUACCUCCCAAGUCACAGCCUCUAACUCCAGAAUACAGUCUUCCCAGCCCAUGCCUUCUGACCCUGAGGAGCACUCCCAUCUCUGCUCCCUAACCCCAGAGAGCAACCGCCAACCUCCUGGCCUCUGACCCUGCCCAGCACCCUAGCUUCUGACCUCCAGCCUUGAGGACCGCCUCAACCCCCAGCCUCUGACAUGUCUAGGACACAGCAUCCCUGGGUUCUGUUCACAGUUGGAAACAGGGCUAGUCCAUGAUUUCACCCCAAGCUGACCCUUUCUGCCUGAGCCUCCACCGUUUCUGCUCCUCUCUUCCCUGCAGUGGGGUAAAGUGAAGUGGGCUCCGUGCCUCCCCUCCCUCUCCUCCCUUGCCAAUGAAGGAACAGAAGGCUGGGCUGAAAGAAACUCUCCCACCCUGUCCUCUGACGUGUGGGGCACAAACGUGACCCCCUCAGUCCCUUGGCACUUUUUCCCCAAACCAACCUAUACAGGUGUUCAUUCACUUUACCCAAAAGACACUUUUCAACCAAAUAAAGUCAGUUUCUUUAAA